Temnothorax curvispinosus is the source of this 1500-nucleotide messenger RNA. RefSeq lists its product as uncharacterized. Bases 400 to 1146 code for a protein of 248 amino acids. The transcript has 5 exons. The record is from RefSeq and is a predicted model, not a curated record. Lineage: Eukaryota; Metazoa; Arthropoda; Insecta; Hymenoptera; Formicidae.
GUUUGAUUUUUCAGAUGCAAGAUUAUAUUUAAAUUGUAAGAGUUUCUCCAGGAUCAAUGCCACAUGUCUACUCUAUAGAUUAUAAAAGGACAAAAACGUCGAACAAAUCCAGAAUAUUACUCGACUCUAAAAUUCCUUCGAAAGUGCAUUUUCCUGUUACAAACAAGUGAUGAUGAUGUGAAGCAAUGUUGAAACACACUUAGCGAUAAUAACAAACGUGUUCGAUAACAUUUACACAUCAUUCAGAUCAAAUCUUUACUUUAAUGGAUAUAGUGGAUAUAGUUGAGUAAUAUCGUUAUCAUUCGUUAUCAUAAGCUGUCUUGUCUUAUAUAUAAAAAUGGAAUAAAAGUAACGGCGAAAAAAAUCUCGUUUCUUCAACACAAUCAGUGAAACGGCAAAAUGAGGAGCAUUAUUUGUAUCUUGGCACUGCUGUGCGCAAUUCAUGCAUUGGAACAAAAUGUGACAGACCCCUCGCGCAAUCUCGAGCGAUUGGUGAAGAUACGCAAAGCAGUCACCGAAGCUACAUUUAACAAUAUAUCACGUUUCGAGAGGCGAACGAAGCAGAAUCUGGAGAUUGAACUUAACGAACUGAAAAUCGACGCUUUGCUCGAUAUUCACAAUACUAUCGAGGAGGCAUUCGAAAAUGUCGAUUCAUCUGUCGACAAGGGAAGAGAAGAGGGUAAAAAUGUAGACGAGUGUGACGAUUACGCAAGGAAUAAUCUGGAGACGAAAAACACAAAUGCGAUUGCUAAAUUGGAGGCGUGCAUCGAAAACGGCUACUCGGCCAUGAAAGACCCAUUAGCAAACGUGGCCAUCAUUAUUGAGGCGGUGAAAAAAUUGCUGAUCGAUUUGGACGCCAUCAUGCCAAACUGUUACUCUCCGACCUUUCUUAAAAUGCAAGUCUGCGUUGUGGAGAAGAUUGAUCUGAGCAGAGCAUCGCUGGACAGUGUCAGUAAUUAUGCCAAGAAAGUGACAGCCACCGCGGGAGUCACGUAUACGAAAAUGAUUGCAGACGUGAGGAGUGGCAUAACAACGAACGCCGCUGACAUCCGCACUUUCAGCACGGAUAUCGUUAAUUAUACCGAUAAUUGCAUAAGAAAUGCACCUGAGGUCCCUGAAGAUCCCGAACUGUCAACUAUUUUCUAGUUAUUCACCUCGAAAGCUUUAAAUUUCGACAAGAAAAAACUAAUUCGAUAUGAGCCUCUAAUUAAAUUUUCUAUUUUUCUAAUUUGUACCUUACCUUUAAUUGAAAGCAUUAAUUAUUAAUCUAUAGACAUCAAUUGAUCGGUUUUAAAUUAGUCCACAUUAUAAUUUUUUUUUUUUUAUAAGAAAUAGCUUAUUUAGCGGUGUGCAUCUUUUCUCUGUAAAUAAUAUCACAUAAUAUAAUUAUAGAUCAAAUUGUAUUCCUAUUCAUUGUGCAAUCGAAACGCGUCUCGCUUCGGAUCGUAACUACGUAUUGCAGAUAUGUUAAAAAUAAAAAUUUAUGGUUACAUCAAAUAA